CGACCAGUGGCGGCAGGCCAAAGCAUAAGGUAUCGAGGUCCACACAUAUAUCAUGUAGAAACAGCCACAACAACUCUCCUUCUAAUUGUUCUUCCUCAUAUAAGGUCGCCCAUCAUCAUCAAAACACCGUAAUCCCCCUCAAUACGAUGGUUCUCCCCGCACCCGACAUCAAGAAUGACAUCGCGAACUCAGUGGAUAAUCUGCAGAAGUUGUACCCAGGCGAAUUUGAUGCAAAGAAACACCUAUACUUGCCUCAUGGCAAAUAUGCUUUCGCUGCCGAACAUAAAUUCCAGGGUAAGAAUAAAAAGCAAAUAGGCCUUCGCUCAGGGUAUGGAUACCGUAUAAACAUCCGAAGUGGCGUUAUUGCUGGGCAUAAUGUUACCUGUCUCUGGAAAACUUGGGAUGUUUCCAAAGCAUGGAAAGAGUUCUUUCAAGAGUUAUACUUCUACUCCCACCCCGAACUUUUGAGAUGGCUUCAAGGGACCGUCGUUUCACACGUAAUUGGUGUGCAUGAUGAACCUAAUGGACAAAAGAGUAUUUUCAUGGAAGCACCUCAUCACACACACUGGCAUACAGCACAUCCAGACUUGUCCAUUGGCGAAAAACAGGCGGUUAUUCGAGCAUACGAAGCUUUGCAUGCGCACGGCAUCAUGCACAAUAACAUCAGCGUCCAUAACAUAUGCAUAGAUCAAGAUAUGAACGUCACACUGCUAAACUUUGAAAGGUCCUGCUGCUUGAAAGACAAGGGAAUAGAUGCAGUCCCCGGGUGUGAUCAGGAAGCGCUGGCGCGAGAAAUGCGACAAGUCAAAUUCUUGAUUUCCUACAUGGAUGCAAGGCUUAUUGAAGCUGAAAUCAUCACAGCUUCACAAGCCUCUCCCAGUGAACAGCAGAUCGAGCCGCUUGACCUCGACGAUAUUGUUCGCUGGCUCAAAGAUGUUGAAAACACCCAUACCAUUCCGAUCGAUAUGCGCAAUCGGCCACUUCCAAAUGAUGGACGUAAGAGAGCCAAAAAACCUAAGGUCAAGGCGGGAGCAAUCAUUCGAUGGGAUUCAGCGGGAUCUAUGCGAGAUGCUGACAAUGCUGGAUUCCAUAGUGAACCGAUCGUGCCUCCUAUUCUUCUGCCGAUUUCACAAUCAUUUUCAUCCACAAUCAUUGCUACGCCUUCGCCACAAUUAAACCCUCCUGCAAACAGACAUGGGUUCUUUUCCGUAGAUCAGCUCCCACCCUCGAAUUCUCGUGGUGCACUGCUUUCCAAUUGUCCUGAAGAGAACACUUCUCAUACACAGGACGGGGAUAUCAACAUGCAGCUUCCGCUGUUCCGGUCUGAUCCUGAAGGAACGGCAUCAAAUGGCCUGCAUGAUAUCCCUGUUCACUCGCCACCAGCCUCUCCCCUUGCCCCUCCCCCGUUACUGCCCACACCCAUGUCGGACACCUCGGAGCGAAUUCCACAAACACCACCAACUUGCCCACUGUUAGCACAUCUUGCUUCCCCACCGUCGCCCGACUACCCCCAAAUUCGCACCUUCGCUCCAUAUCCUGACCAGCCGCCUUCCCCUAAGGUGUUCUGCGACCUGACACACGAGCAACUCCGCCUCGCAAUAAAGCAGCACAAUGUUGUUGUAGACACUAGAUUAUCCUCGCAAGCUACAAUCAAUACAGACAAAAACAACGUCGUCUUUCACCCCGAUACAAAUGAUAACGGCACAUACGCUACGGGAAGCGAUCCUUUUCGCAAGCGGAAGAAGAGACGGCGACCUACUCCAUUUUUCUCGGAAUGCUUCAUCUCCUCUGAGGAAGAGACCGUCCCCGAUGAGCACGAGGAAGAUGAAGAACCUGAGCCUGAGGUCGAAGUCGAUUUCGAAGAACUCGUCGAGGAAGCUCAUCUCGCAAAACUGAGAGGGCGCCGACGCGUUUCGCGUUCUGGUGUGUUACCUGCCAUGGUUCCCGCCAAAUCCAUGUGGCCUGGUCCAGAGGCAAAACCUCCUGUCGUUGCCCAACGAAGUACCAGCAUGCCAUCGUUGCCAGCAUUGUCCUCGGUCAGCGAAGAAGCGAGUUCUGGCGAUACUUCAGGAGCCCCUCCUUACACUGUGGUUUUCCUUGGAGCUAACGGGAGUCCGGAUGAGGUUUGGAAGCUCCCCGUACCUGCGUUCAUGUUGAUCAAGUCAUCGGUUGCGAGGCAGCCACAGGCCCAGAAACUCCGAGUAGAGCAGGUCCCUCGGCUGCGAGGACCUCCCCCAUCAAUGAAUUCUUCCCCUUCGCGGGCGCCAGAUCAGGACGCACAAAGUCGGUUCUCCAAGAAGCGGAAGAUCGACUGCGUGGAAGGGAUUGAAUAUCUAGAACAGACAUCAAAGCGCGCACGCCAGGGCCAGUUAACGCCCAGCUCAUGCGUUAUAUGUUAGACUAUACUCAAGUCGGACCACUCAGUUCUUAGCAGUCAUCUUCGUUAUAUGUUAGAUUAUACUCAUGUCGGACCACUCAGAUCUUAGCAGUCAUCCUGUUGGGCCAUAUUGUUGGCCAUGUAGCUUUAUCAAAUGUAUGAUCACGGAUAAAGAAUGCUUGAAGUCUGAAGCAACUCCUACGAUGCAUUGUGUCCUC
Suillus clintonianus is the source of this 2595-nucleotide messenger RNA. RefSeq lists its product as uncharacterized. The record is from RefSeq and is a predicted model, not a curated record. The transcript has 6 exons. The coding region runs from base 147 to 2399 and encodes 750 amino acids. Lineage: Eukaryota; Fungi; Basidiomycota; Agaricomycetes; Boletales; Suillaceae.